Messenger RNA from Wasmannia auropunctata (little fire ant), 3633 nucleotides. RefSeq names its product putative sodium-dependent multivitamin transporter. Lineage: Eukaryota; Metazoa; Arthropoda; Insecta; Hymenoptera; Formicidae. The record is from RefSeq and is a predicted model, not a curated record. The transcript has 8 exons. Gene Ontology annotation, cellular component: membrane. Gene Ontology annotation, molecular function: symporter activity. The coding region runs from base 490 to 2232 and encodes 580 amino acids. Gene Ontology annotation, biological process: sodium ion transport; transmembrane transport.
CUGACAAUAGCAGCUAACGUUCAGAAAAUUGAAGUCAGGCACGUCGAGUUCUAUUAACUGAAUGGUUCGGAUAAUAAGAGAUUUAACUAUGAAUUCAUAUAUUUGGAUCCAAACACAAAAUCGUUCGCAUAAAUGGAGCGCGGAUGAAUGGAAUUCAACUGUGUAUGUGCACUUGUUAUUAUUACACAAAGUUAGGAAAUAAUCAUAAAACGAUUGUGUUCUCUGAUAGUGAUCAGAUUCUCUGAUAGUGGGGGCACAUGUGAGAUUAGAUCACGUCAGGGAGAUUAUAAACGUGCUGCUUACGUAUACGGCAAACGACAAGUAAUACACGUUGAUAAGCAACACAUAUCCCAGACGACAUUCUCUUAAAAAUGAAGCAGAGUGCGGAAUUAUUUCACGAAUAGAAUAGAAGUUAGAUCGAUUCAAGGACAAACCGCGCUACGAAGGAUUUGUUUCUAACUUGGUGAUAAUAGAUUUGUGACAAACAUCAUGGCUACAUUAACUGCAGCGGAUUAUGCAGUGAUCGGCGCAUUAAUUCUGAUUAGUUCCGGCAUUGGUGUGUAUUAUUGGCUCGUCGGUGGCCGGCAGAAGUCGACUGAGGAAUACUUCACGGCGAACAAGUCAAUGCGAGUGAUCCCGGUAGCGAUAGGUUUGAUGGUUUCAUAUUUAUCAGCAGUCAGUCUACUCGGAGUGAGCUCCGAAAAUUACAUAUACGGUACGCAAUACGCUGUGAUCAACAUCUCUUACGGCCUCGCCACGCCGUUUGCAGCUUAUUUUUAUUUACCGGUGUUUUUUAAGCUAGACACCACGAGCACUUUCGAGUAUCUGCAGAGGCGUUUCGGCACGACUACCCAAUUAAUAGCCAGUUUUGCCUUUUUGCUCCAAUUGCUUCUGUACACCGGUGUGGUGUUGUAUGCACCUGCGUUGGCCUUAGAAGCCACCACGGGUAUUUCGACGACCGCAAGUGUGAUUGGUUUAGGACUCAUCUGCACUUUCUAUUCGACGAUCGGUGGUAUUAAGGCGGUACUUAUCACCGACGUUUUCCAGGGUCUGUUAAUGUUGAUUGCCGUUAUCACAGUCAUCGCCACCGCGGCUGUUGCCACCGGUGGUCUAGACCGAAUUUGGCAGAUAGCCGCAGAGGGAUCUCGGUUGGAAUUUGACAACAUCUCUCCGGAUCCAACUGUACGACAUACUUGGUGGAGUUUGACACUUGGUGGUUUCUUUACUUACCUUUCCUUGUACAGCGUUAAUCAAGUUCAGGUUCAAAGAAUGCUGACUGUCAGCAAUAUAACAGCCGCUCAGCGCGCGUUGUGGUGGAGCUGGCCGAUGGCGUCGAUCAUGUCGCUUACUCUGUGCUUUUCUGGACUAGCGAUAUAUGCGAAAUAUCGUAACUGCGAUCCGCUCACGGAAGGCAGGAUCAGCUCGAAUGAUCAACUGAUGCCGUUGUACGUGAUGGACAUGCUGUCGGAUUAUCCCGGUGUGCCUGGGCUUUUCAUAGCCGGGAUUUUUAGUGCCGGCCUCAGUACCAUCUCGGCCACAGUUAAUUCACUCGCCGCUGUUAUUCUUGAAGAUUAUAUCAAGCCGCUCUGGCGUGUAAGAAACAGGGAUCUAUCUGCUACGGCGUCAAUAAUCAUUAGCAAAAUUUUGGCUCUUGUAGUUGGAAUAUCGUGUGUGGCGGUCGCGUUUCUAGCACAGUACCUCGGUGGAUUGUUGCAGGCGGCUUUGACGAUCUUUGGUGUCGUAGGUGGACCUAUGUUGGGCUUAUACACGCUUGGCAUGUUCCUGCCGUCGUGCAACCAAAGGGGCGCAAUCACGGGCUUCGUUCUUAGUCUCAUGUUCUCUUUGUGGGUAGGAUUCGGACAGCCGAAACCGCCGAUUCCGCGGUUGGAUGUCUCAACAGACGGUUGUGGAUUCAACGACACUAUUAUGUUUCACGGAAGCAAUGGGAAAUCGUCGAAUUACACAAACUUAUACUACGAACUCCAAAUGGAGGGAGAAACGGAGAAAUCCUAUUUUUAUCUUUAUCGCAUAUCCUAUAUGUGGUACUGUCCACUGGGAUUUCUCGUUGCCGUAAUCACGGGAUGGAUCGUCAGCUGGAUAACAAAAUGGAUUUUUAGGGAAGACCCGAUCGAAAUCGAUUUGAUUUUGCUAAGUCCGAUUGUGGCAAGUCGGAUAGAAAAACGAAGAGAGGCAGAUAAAUAUCGCAACACGAUAAAAUUCAAUAAAAAUUGAAAACUUAUAGCCUCGCGUUCUUAUUUAUAAAUAAUUGAGAAAAAAGGUAUUUAGACACAUUUGCGUUCCUGUAUAUAAAAACAUAUUGAGUGUUUAUAUCUAUAAAUAAUAGCAUGCAGGUAAAUUUCAUUAGAGGUAUCAAUAUUUAUGUCGUAACGUAUAAAUAAUUUUAAUACGCGUUACCACAAAAAUAUAACUGUGUGUAACAAACAUUUUUCUCAACGAUUGACCAGAUUGGGCCAUUUCACACUGCGUGAAAAUGCCAGCUGGGAGUCUCGCGACGUACAGACAUAAACACUACGGACUACAAACUGCGCGCUGUACACUUUACCGAAACGUUCGCAAAUCACGAUGGAAUGCCGCCAGACUGGUGUGUGCGCGCGCGCGAGCGCGCGCCAUACGGUGACACACAGAGCAAACGCAAGCAAUGACCUGCGUCAUGCAGUUCUUACGUAAGGAAAUAACACCAAAAUAACGUACCCGCCGAAAGAGCAAAUUUCGAAAAUUCGCGUCCAAGCGGAGGAGAGGUAAAAAUUUCUUUUCACAGAUAGCGUAACAUACGUGUAAUUCGCUGAUACAUCAUACCGUCUACAUCUGUGUCUAAAUCACGCAACGAACAACACUCGGCACAGUAAAUUAAGAAAUUUUCGAUUACGGAAUACUGCUUGUGAAAAAUUCCAGAGAAACAGAGAUUUUAUCUCCUUUCCACAUCAUUUCCUUUCUUUUUUUUUUAGCCUCAAUAAGUCGCCGCAAUAAGCUGCGCUUAUCGUGGCGGUGUGAAUUGAAAACGUGUUCCCAGUAAUCAAAGAAGAAAGCUCUGUGCAAUUGGACGAACAACGGGAAUGGGAAAAUAAAGAUGUCGUUCAAGCUGUCGGGCGCGAAAUGGCUACCGGUUUUGUGCGUUUCUUACAGGAAUGCAUCAUCUCGAUUUAAAUCGAUCUAAUGUAGUCACAUUGUAACUACUUUUGGAAAGCAAUCUUAUACGCAAGUGUUUCAAAAUAAUUGUUGCGUAUUGUUGAAAUGAGUUACAAGUGUAAAAACAGAAAAGCAACUCAGUCAGUAACAGUACGUAAUAUUAAAAUAUGAAAUAUUAAUUCAAAAUCAAAUUUUAUUGUAUAAUAAUAAGUAUAAUAUUCAGCAAAUUUGAUUUUUUUAACGAAUAAAGUGACGCUCAUCUACCUAUAAGAAUUCAGGUUCAAGAAUGUUCACAAAUCAAACACUUUAGAAAAAUAUUCGAGUUUAUCUAAAAAAAAAUUGUAAAUAUAGACUCAGCGUUAUAUAUAAAAAAAUGUUAGCGUCAAAAGUUACGGUUAUAGAUAUCAAACUUGAAGUUGAGCUAGGCUAUAUAGCUUUGCUAUCUUAUCUGGAUUAAAUCUGAUUUUUCAAUAAAUUGCUUGGCAG